AUGCUUCCUCAGCAAAUGAAGAAAGCCGUUACUGAUAACCCUAAAAAGCUCGCAAACUUGAUCGAUCUCGUUAACCUUCCUCCCACUCUCAGAGACUUCGUCGGUCAAUCUCAGACUUCUCGAUUAACCUGUUUCAUGCAUGUUUGGUCCUACGUCAAAACCAACAAUCUUCAGAAUCUAACUAAUGGAUCAAGUGAAGUUAUAAACCUUAUGAUUAGAAUCUGUCCAAGGUUUCUCAUAUUAGCAUUGCAUGGAUAUUGUGAUUUUUGUGUGGUGCAGGAUAUUGAUAAGAAGGAUGUUUCUAUUAGCAAAUUCAAGGGGAAGGUUCUCUUGAUUGUCAAUGUUGCUUCACGAUGUGGCUUGACAUCAUCAAAUUACACAGAACUCUCGCACUUGUAUGAAAAUUUUAAAGAUAGAGGUUAG
Molecule: messenger RNA, 423 nt
Organism: Vicia faba (fava bean)
Lineage: Eukaryota; Viridiplantae; Streptophyta; Magnoliopsida; Fabales; Fabaceae
Source: the annotation of a GenBank genome assembly